AUGCGACUUCUGAAGUGCAGCAGUACAGGAGAGUUGAGUUUUACAAAGAAACACGUUGAUGGAGAGCAGAUCCCACCUUAUGCCAUACUCUCCCAUACAUGGCAACAUGGCAAAGAGGUCACCUUUGAUGAUCUCGAAGGAAGUGCUGUGAAUGGGUCGAAAAGCAAGAGCAAGGAAGGCUACGACAAAAUCCAGUUCUGCGUACAGCAAGCGCAACGCGAUGGCCUUAACCAUAUCUGGGUGGAUACGUGCUGUAUCAACAAGAACGACAGCACUGAGCUCCAACACGCCAUCAAUUCCAUGUUUCGUUGGUAUCAAGCUGCGGACCAAUGCUACGUCUAUCUAUGGGACGUUUCGACAGUCGAUGGGUGCAUGAUCGACGGAUGGGAACCUGCUUUCAGGAAAAGUCUAUGGUUUACUCGAGGCUGGUACGUUUACUUAUUCGGAUACCCUCUUAUGAAGUCAAAAACUGAAUCUUACGCCUUUACUUACUGAA
Molecule: messenger RNA, 496 nt
Organism: Parastagonospora nodorum SN15
Lineage: Eukaryota; Fungi; Ascomycota; Dothideomycetes; Pleosporales; Phaeosphaeriaceae
Exons: 2
Coding region: 1-495 (164 amino acids)
Source: RefSeq, a predicted model, not a curated record